AUGGCUUUGCAACAGGAGCGAUUUGAUCUACCGGGGUUUACGCUCCCUUUGGACUGUGUCAGACAUGAAAGCAACAAUGAUGGUAUUUUUGACAGGGACUGGCUUUUUCCCAACGCACUUGAGGAAGAGGGUGACGCCGACGGCUUUCUGUAUACCUUCCGCGAGAUUCUGAUGAUGAGGGUGAUGAACACCAUCACCGAUAAACCAGACUGGGAACGAAAGGUUUUCAAUGAAGACAUCACCAAUAAGUGGCGAAAGGAGGUGUCCGAAAGUGGGCAAGGUGUUUCCAAAGCCAUGAUGGACUGGAUCGUCAAAGAGCUACAGUGGAAGACUGACGGCCUCAAGAAAGACUGCUUCAUCAGUGUCUUUGACAACGGUGUGGUUAAGUCGGACUGUGCAAUCUCAGAGGACCUCAAACGGCAGCUCAUGGAAGGAGCGGCACCUUUUGAAAAUAUUCCAGAAGACCAAAAGGACUAUCAUCCCGGCUCUGACAAUCAAGUCCUUGAUCUCGUGCACCAAUCACUUUUCCCACUUGUCUACGGUCGCACCCACAUCCUCCGAGACAGAGUCAUCGGCCUGGAUGAUUGUCUGAAUAGCGUUGGCCAGGGAGAAGUGCUUCCGGUACCACCAAGGCCCAAAUUGCCAGUCCGGUAUCAUGCACAAAGCCGCGAGCCGUACCCAAUUAGCUGGAAAUUCCAAUGGCUUCCAUGCGACGUUGAAUUCAACAGGUCGGAGCCCGGAUCUGAGCCCGAAUGUCGCAUUACUUCCUACAUAAACAACGUUCACCCACUUGAGCACAAAGCUCUAUAUCGUGCCAUCGAGAAGAUCCUUGAUCGGACCAUUCCGCUCUGGAACCAGAGUUUGACGCGAUCUUCUCAAUGGGGAGAAAGAAUCGCGGAUGCAGACCAGUUCUACUACGCCGGUGAGCAUGAGGAACCGGAGCCGGUCCAAGGUGAAGAUGAGGACGAAAGGGUCUACUGGGAUCGUCGCGAGGAUUGGGCUGCUGCUCGCUUGUUCGUGCUCCCAGAGCCACAUGCGGAAUUUAGGCCACCGAAUCAACACCCUGUCGAAGAGCGUCUUGAUCUUCGGAAGAAGUUCAAAGAUACCGGACUUCAGGUUAUUGUGAAGCUAGCGAAUAUCGAGCUCACACCCGACAAACCCGAGUACAAUGGAGGGAACUGGCAUGUCGAGGGACAACUUAACGAACGAAUCUGCGCAACAGCCAUCUACUACUACGCCAGCGAGAACAUCACUCAGAGCACUCUCUGUUUUCGCCAUCGCACCGGAAUAGAUCUCACGGACGGGUUUUCCUAUGAACAACACAACCACUAUUUCCUCCAGCAGAUCUUUGGAUUCCCAGGCAGAGGAACAAACUUCGGGGACAAUCCCAAUGGCAUGACGCAGGAGCUUGGAGAGGUCGUGUGUCGUGAGAACAGACUACUCACUUUCCCUAAUGUUCUUCAACACCGUGUAUCUCCAUUUUCCCUGGCCGAUCGAUCAAGGCCUGGCCAUCGCAAGAUUCUGGCGUUAUUCCUUGUUGAUCCGCACGUGAGAAUCAUUUCGUCGGCCAAUAUCCCGCCACAGCAGGAAGAGUGGAGUCAGGGACGACAAGGUCUGAUUGACGGGCUUCUACGUGAGCGAUUGCCAGUCGAGUUGCAGGAAAUUGUGCGCAAGGAUAUGCCAAAGUCGACUAUGUCUUUGGAGGAGGCGAAGAGAUAUAGGUUGGAGCUGAUGGAAGAAAGGAGCGUGAAGAGUGAAGAGCAUAAUCAGGUAUUUACUAGUGGAGAGUUUUUUCUCUGCGAGCACUAG
This is a messenger RNA of Penicillium maclennaniae, 1809 nucleotides long. RefSeq names its product DUF4246 domain-containing protein. The transcript is spliced from 5 exons. Bases 1 to 1809 code for a protein of 602 amino acids. Lineage: Eukaryota; Fungi; Ascomycota; Eurotiomycetes; Eurotiales; Aspergillaceae. The record is from RefSeq and is a predicted model, not a curated record.